AUGUCAAGAUUAGAAAUAUAUUCACCAGAAGGGCUACGUCUAGACGGACGUCGAUGGAAUGAACUGCGUCGUUUCGAAACUUCCAUCAACACUCAUCCGCAUGCUGCUGAUGGCUCUUCCUACUUGGAACAAGGUAACAACAAAAUCAUCACUCUCGUGAAGGGUCCAAAGGAACCAAGGUUGAAGUCUCAAAUGGAUACUUCGAAGGCCCUGUUAAACGUUUCCGUAAACAUUACAAAAUUCUCCAAAUUCGAAAGGAGCAAAUCCAGUCAUAAAAACGAAAGGCGUGUCCUUGAGAUUCAAACUUCGUUAGUAAGAAUCUUCGAAAAAAACGUAAUGUUGAACAUUUACCCCAGAACAGUUAUCGAUAUCGAAAUCCACGUCCUUGAGCAGGAUGGUGGUAUCAUGGGCACACUGAUCAAUGGUAUCACGCUCGCUCUGAUAGACGCUGGUAUAUCGAUGUACGAUUACAUAAGUGGUAUCUCCGUCGGGCUGUAUGACACCACCCCACUACUAGAUAUCAAUUCGCUAGAAGAAAACGCUAUGAGUGCAGUGACACUAGGUGUCGUGGGGAAGUCGGAAAAACUAUCUCUAUUAUUGAUAGAAGAUAAAAUCCCCUUGGACAGACUAGAGAACGUCCUAGCCAUCGGUAUUGCGGGUGCUCAUAGAGUAAGAGACCUGAUGGAUGAAGAGUUAAGAAAACAUGCCCAAAAAAGAGUCACUAAUGCCUCUGCCAGGUAA
Messenger RNA from Saccharomyces eubayanus, 741 nucleotides. It is a transcript of the gene SKI6, whose product is annotated as exosome non-catalytic core subunit SKI6. Bases 1 to 741 code for a protein of 246 amino acids. Gene Ontology annotation, biological process: rRNA catabolic process; poly(A)-dependent snoRNA 3'-end processing; nuclear mRNA surveillance. The transcript has a single exon. The record is from RefSeq and is a predicted model, not a curated record. Gene Ontology annotation, cellular component: nuclear exosome (RNase complex); cytoplasmic exosome (RNase complex); nucleolus. Lineage: Eukaryota; Fungi; Ascomycota; Saccharomycetes; Saccharomycetales; Saccharomycetaceae.